AUGUCAGUUCCAGAUUUUCAAUCAAAAUGGGUUUUUGUUAUUUCUGUUCAAGAAUUGGACGAUUCGAAACGCGAAGAGCUCAAGUAACAAAUAAUUAGCUUUUAAAACUGAUUAUAUCGAAAAUUAUAAUUUCAGAGAAUUUUCUACUUGGUUCAUGCAAACAUUCAAAAAAGAAGGAGCAUUGAGUGGUCAUAUCUUUAACUAUGAUGUGAGUGUUUCAGAGAAUAAUUAAAAAUAAAUAAAGUUACAAAUAAUGUUUUAGGACUCCCCAAUCGCCACAUUUGAAACCGAAGUCAACAAUUUUGAUUCGUGCACUGAUGUUUACCAAAAAAUUCAAAACGUUUGUUAAAAUGUUCUUCCAGACAUCAUAAAGUUCAUAAUGUUUUCAGAACCAUCCUCAAGUUGUUUUGGUUGUUCAUAUUUUACCACAAGUUCAAUCCAGCGAAUACGAAUGGAUGAAAAUUCUUGCUCAAAGAUAUGGAUUGAUGCGACAGGGAAUUUUGUAUGAAAACGCUGUGAAACGUUUCGAAGGUCUUGAUUUGAGUGCUUCGAAUAUCUUUAGAAAAAUGUGUCAAUGGAAUUAUCGAAGUAGUUUAGCAAUGUUGCGUGGAGAAGGAAAUGCGUGCGGUUUAUUGAUUGGAAAAUCAAACACUCCAACUCUAGAAAAAGUUCUUUAUAAUACUGAUGAUAUUCGUAUUGCUGUUAACAAAGUUUUGCACAAAGAAGAAGAACCAAAAGGUAUUCAUUUUAUUUUGAUUUUAAUUUCUUUGGUUGUUAUCUAUGAAAAUGAGGGACUGGGGACUAGGAAACCAAAUAGUUUAUUCUAUUUUAUAGGAAACGAGUCGGAAAAUUAUAUUCGAGUAUGUGGUUAUCCGGAGAUGUUGAAUUCAUUCGGAAUUGCUCAAAUUUUAGCACCAUUUAGAGUUUUGGAUAUUUCACAAAUCAAAGCAAAUGAGGCGAUUGUUUUGGUGGAAAACAAAUUCCAAGCCUAUCAGGUAUUUUAUAUAUGUUUUAUUGAUGUUAAAGUCGUUGUUUUUCAGGCGUGCCGAGAUUUGAAUGGCAAAGUUUUGAGCCGAAACAAUACUCUCAAAGUAUCUCCACUUGGAACAAAUGUCACAACAAAACUGACAAAUCUUUAA
Caenorhabditis angaria is the source of this 1139-nucleotide messenger RNA. The record is from the annotation of a GenBank genome assembly. NCBI's taxonomy places the organism in Eukaryota, Metazoa, Nematoda, Chromadorea, Rhabditida, Rhabditidae.